This is a messenger RNA of Seriola aureovittata, 4453 nucleotides long. RefSeq names its product Rho GTPase activating protein 12b (gene arhgap12b). Gene Ontology annotation, cellular component: cytoplasm. NCBI's taxonomy places the organism in Eukaryota, Metazoa, Chordata, Actinopteri, Carangiformes, Carangidae. Gene Ontology annotation, molecular function: protein binding. Gene Ontology annotation, biological process: signal transduction; regulation of GTPase activity. The transcript is spliced from 19 exons. The record is from RefSeq and is a predicted model, not a curated record. The coding region runs from base 247 to 2904 and encodes 885 amino acids.
CAGAGAGGCGGGGGAUUGCGAACAAACCGACUGACUGGAGGUCUGCGGCGGACUCAGUCGGAGCAGCCGACACUGAAAUAGGUGGGAAAAGUUGUUCCUGACCACCUCUCCGGUCGACACGGAAAAGAGAGAGACGCCGCCGGAGUUUUUAAAGCCCAGGAGUUACUGCAGACAAACAUGAGGAGCCCUCCAGGCCUGGGUCGCUGAACAGUUGAGGUCAGAGUUCAAGCGCUUGUUCCGGCAGUCAUGGCUGACAGAGAGGGGCUGCCCAUCGCCCCGGGCCAGGUCUACAUAGAGGUGGAGUACGACUACGAGUACAAGGCCAAAGACAAGAUGGUGGCUAUCCGCCAGGGAGAGUGCUACAUACUGGUGAGGAAGACUAAUGAGGACUGGUGGCAGGUGAGGAAGGAGGAGGGCACAAAGGCCUUUUAUGUUCCGGCGCAGUACGUCAAGGAGGUACGCCGGGCACUCAUGCCCCCCCAGAAGCCCACCCUGAGGGCCAAGCCCACUGUUUUGGAUAUUUGCCGGGCGUCCAAUGAAAACCUCAACAGACCCCAGCCGGAAAUGUCCAGCUUUGGACGUCCUUCACCUUCCUCCACCCCUUCGCCGUCCUCUGACCGCGUCACACCCCCAGUUCUCCCUAAGGAUGCUAACCAGAACAUGGGGAGUCCCCAUCACUGCAAGGUGGUCGCCGAACUGGUACUUCUUCACAACAACAACAACCAUCACCACGCCAACAAUUCCACGUUGCCACGGACACGGGCAGACUCGCCUCCGCUCAAAGUGGGAAACAACCACAGCAGAAGUCCAGACAGUGACAAGACCUCGCCACCGAGCGAGCUGCCGGGAGAUGGGCUCAACAAGCUCCGCAACGAUUCAGAGUCUGGGGACGAGCUGAGCAGCAGCUCCACAGAACACAUGCAGACAACAUCACCUACAGGCCAGGGCCGGUCCGACUCUCCGGUCUACACCAACCUCCAGGAGCUGAAGAUCUCGCAGUCCAGUCUGCCGCCCAUCCCCUCUGGCUCACCUCUACACAUCCUGGGCGACUGGGAGACCCACAAAGACCUGAGCGGCAGGCAUUUCUACUACAACCGAGCCACCGGGGAGCGCACCUGGAAGCCUCCGCGCACCAGGGACACCAGCGGCAGCACCAGCAGUAUCCGCGGAGACAGCCAGGGGACUGUUGAUAGUGAGCUGCUGUCCUCAGAGGAGAACUACCACAGCACCCACUCCAGUCAGUCUGACAGCCAGUACGGGUCGCCCCCUAGAGGCUGGUCGGAGGAGUUGGAUGAACAUGGACACACUCUUUACGUGUCUGAAUACACACAGGAGAAGUGGAUAAAGCAUGUGGAUGAACAAGGACGGCCCUACUACUACAGCGCUGAUGGAUCCAGGUCAGAGUGGGAACUGCCCAAGUAUAACAUCUCCCCUCAGUCUGGCGAGGUUCCCAAGAGUCGCAGUCUGGAGAGGAAGCAGCAGGAUCCCAUCGUCCUCACCAAGUGGAGACACAGCACCUAUGUGUUAGACCUCAAUGACAAGGAGUGUGCUCCGGUGCCCAAGCAGAGCUCUCCAGACUCUGACUCCUGCCCCUCAUCUCCUAAGCACCCCUCGACCCCUUCAGAGAAGUGUGGAGUCCUCAAUGUCACCAAAAUCACAGAGAAUGGAAAGAAAGUCAGGAAGAACUGGACCUCAUCGUGGACAGUGCUGCAGGGUUCCUCUCUGCUCUUUGCGAAGGGUCAGGGGGGCAGCACCAGCUGGUCUUACUACCGCAGUGGCUCCAUCCCAGAGCUGCUCCUCACUCUCCUUAGCAACUGGAAGCACUCAGUCAAGUCCCGUCCUGCUGUCUCCUAUGUGAACUGUAGGCCAGUGCAGGCUGCCGCUAAGUUCGGCAGCAACCAGUCCAAGCCCGAGUUCACUGUGGAUCUGCGAGGGGGGUCUGUGGACUGGGCCUCUAAGGACAAGUCCAGCAAGAAGCAUGUCAUCGAGCUGAAGACCCGUCAGGGCACAGAGCUCCUGAUCCAGUCAGAGAUCGACAGCGUGAUCAACGACUGGUUCCGCGCCCUCACAGAGACCAUCAACACACAUGCCUGGGAGUCAGAUGAGGCCAUUGAGGAAGACAUGCCUGAGUCUCCAGGAGCUGAGAAACAGGACAAAGAGAAAGACCACCGGGACUCCAAGAAGAGCAGAGUGAUGAAGACCUCUGUGAGUAUGGACUCAUCAGACCAGAAGAAAACCAGGUUGAAGCUCAAGAAGUUCCUCACACGUCGACCCACGUAUCAGGCUGUCAGAGACAAGGGUUACAUCAAAGAUCAGGUGUUUGGCUGCAGCCUAACCAGUCUGUGCCAGCGCGAGAACACGUCAGUGCCCAACUUCGUCAAAAUGUGUAUCGACCAUGUGGAGAACACGGGUCUCAGUAUCGACGGCUUAUACAGAGUGAGCGGGAACCUGGCAGUGAUACAGAAGCUCCGCUUUGCUGUGAAUCACGAUGAGAAGGUGGAGCUGAAUGACAGUAAGUGGGAAGACAUCCACGUCACCACCGGAGCUCUCAAGAUGUUCUUCAGGGAGCUUCCUGAGCCGCUCUUCACAUACGGAUCCUUCAAUGACUUUGUUAACGCCAUCAAAUGCUCCGACUACAAACAGCGAGUGAAUUCAAUCAAAGACUUAAUCAAGAAGUUGCCAAAACCAAACCACGACACAAUGCAAAACCUCUUCAAGCACCUGCGCAGGGUGAUUGACCACGGAGAGGCCAACCGCAUGACCACCCAGAGUGUGGCCAUCGUGUUCGGACCCACGCUGCUCAGGCCCGAGACCGAGACGGGCAACAUCGCGGUCCACAUGGUCUACCAGAACCAGAUAGUGGAGCUUAUACUGCUCGAGUACGAAAGCAUCUUCGGCAGGUAGAGGCGCCUGCUCAGAGGAGGAGGCCGGGCUUUUCAAACGCAGACUUCUUUUCCUUUAUCCCCCUUUUUCUUUGGCUGAACUGAACAAUGCUGUGGACCAAGCAGUCUGGGAGGAAAUAAUCUCACUUACAUUCAUUGACAGGACAGUUUACGAAAGUGUUGCACUUACAGAAGUUUUUCAGAGGAAUUCAAAAGAGGUGUACAGGUGUCACAGUCGCCAUUCCUGCUGGAAGUAGCGGUUUGGAUGACGGACAGUGUUUCAAAGUGAUGCCGUGAUGACGACGCGCCGACGUCUGUGUGAUGUGGUGGAUUUGAGUAUUCAGGUGUUUUUGCGUACACUGGAUUCCCAUGGCCAGUAAAUUCAACGUGGAGCUGGUGGCCGGCGUGCUGCUCCUGGAAGCUGCACCUCGUCAUCUUUGCUGGAGGAAGGAGCCGAAUCUGAACUGGAGAAGUUUUCUGUGUCGUGGAGCUUUGUCUGUGAUGUGUCAGCCCUCUGUGGUUUUGGAUCAGGUGGAAAAUAAUAAUCAGUGUUAUGUUAACGGACUUGUCUUUUGGCACUUGGAUGAACUGGAGUGACAGAUUGUGCCCCCCACCCCCACCCCCCACCCCACCCCACAAUCCCACUUACUUUAGUGACACCAUCAACCCCCUCCCCUCCCUCACCUCCACUUCCCCCUUUCAACCAGUGUUAACCAUUAACCCUGCUCCAUGAGCGUCCCAUGACUUGAAUGACGGAGGGAGGACAGACCCUUUUUGUAUGUGUGUGUCUGUGUGUGACUGUGUGUGUGACUGUGUGUGUGAGUGAAUUAACCUAAAUGGAAUAAAACCUGAGCAGAAGCAUCCUCGUCUUGCCACUGUGUACAAACUGUGUGUCGUGUAGUCUAACGUGCUUUGGUAAAGUUUCCUUUAAGCUGUGGGGGUGGGGGGUGGGGGCUGGGGUGGGGUGGUGGGGGGGGUCGUUGUCCGUGCUCUUUUAUGAACUUCAGUGUUAGUGUCUCUACAGUGGCAGGAAACAUAACCGAGACCACGGUGUGACUGGAAAACAACAAAUAGUGAUUUCUGAGAACUGCUGUGUCACCAUUGUCACAUGUGUUGUGUCUGACUCUGACCCCUCCCCUCGCCAUUGCUAAUAUUAACGAGUAUUCAGAGAAGGGAAACCGGCGAUGAGGAUAUUUCAAAGGUUGGCGUAUGGGAGUGUGUGGGUGUUAGAAUGAAAAUAAGAGCCUUUAAAAAACCUUUCAGAGCAUAUGUACAGUAACAGAAGCUAGUUGUUAAAAUGUGUUAUAGUGACUGAGGUGUGUAUGCUUUGAUGGUGAACCAGUGAAAGAUGAUUUUGAUUUUGUAAAUUUGAAUUAAAACAUGAGAAUGCACAGAUUGUGAAACAAAAAAAAAAAACAAACAAAACAAAACACAUGAUCGACUGUUACUUUUGUUUGGAAGUGUAUCUGGAGUGUUUGCGCAUGGUCAGCUGCACAUUUUGAAUGUAAUUUUCAGGCUAACUGCUAUUUGUGAAAUUGCUAUGUCUAAUAAAAAAGACAAAUGAAACAUGA